AUGCAAUUGUCUAAGAAGGUUCUCCUAGGGGUUGCAGCGCUGACUGCAGCCUUGGGUAAUGCUCAACAGGAAGCUACUGCACCAGAAGGUUCUGCAGUUGUGAAACUUACAGCCAAGACCUUUGACGAAUUUAUUAAGGAACAUCCACUGGUUUUGGCGGAGUUUUACGCGCCAUGGUGUGGCCACUGUAAAACACUGGCUCCUCACUACGUGGAGGCCGCAGCAGCUUUGGAAAGUAAAGAAAUUCCACUAGCUCAAGUGGAUUGUACCGAAGAAGAAGAUUUGUGUAUGCAGCAAGGGAUCAGAGGAUAUCCAACUCUUAAAGUCUUCAAAAAUCACCAGGUUGACGCGCCAAGUGAGUAUCAAGGUGGGAGAACUUCCCAAUCCAUCAUUUCCUACAUGAUUGCCCAGUCGAUGCCUCCUGUCACAGUAAUCUCCGGAGAGGAGGGCGCUGAUGAUUUCAAAGACCUUCUGGCUGAGUCUUCAUCUGCUGUUAUCGUCGAUGGCGGCGUCUCAGGCUUGAAUGAAACCUUUUACGAGCUUGCAGAUCUUUUCAGGGAUGAUUUCACAUUUGUUCAGUACAAUGAAGGCGACAGCAAGCCACAACUAUCCAUUUAUUUACCCCAGGAUGCAGAACCAAUAAGAUUCGAAGGUAAGAAUAACUCCCUAACGCACUUGGUCGACUGGGUUCAGAUUGAAACGAAGCCCUUUUUUGGUGAGAUCAAUGGUGAGACUUUCCAAUCAUACAUGGGCGCCAAUUUGCCUUUGGCCUACUUCUUCUACUCCAGUCCUGAAGAGCGUUCGAACUUCGAGAGUUUUUUCACCAAAUUGGGCAAAGAACACAGAGGUAAGAUCAACUUUGUGGGAUUAGAUGCAUCCAUGUUUGGCAGACACGCUGAAAACCUUAACAUGAAAGAACAAUUUCCUCUAUUUGUUAUCCAUGAUGUUGAGACCAACUUAAAGUACGGCAUGCCCCAGUUAAGCGAAGAAAAAUUUGCUGCCUUGACUAAGCCAUUGGAGUUGAAGACUUCCGACAUUUCUAAAUUUAUCAAGGAUUUUGUUGGCGGGAAACUGGAAGCAAUCGUAAAGUCAGAAGAUAUUCCAGAAGUCCAAGAGUCCAGCGUUUUUAGAAUUGUCGGUAAGACUCAUGACCAAAUUGUCAACGAUGAGGAUAAAGACGUUCUUGUCAAGUACUACGCACCAUGGUGCGGUCACUGUAAGAGAUUGGCACCUAUUUACGAGGAGUUGGCCGAUAUCUACGCUUCUGAUGAAGAUGCUAAGAACAAAAUUGUUAUUGCAAACUUAGACGCCACUUUGAAUGAUGUCAACGUCGACUUGGAAGGCUAUCCAACUCUUCUCUUCUAUCCUGCCGGCAAGAAGGCGACUCCAGUGGUGUACCAAGGCGGUAGAGACGUUGCAUCUUUCUUGACUUUCAUUCAGGAACAGGGCCACCAUGGUGUUAACGGAUCUGCUAUCUUAGCUACUAAGCAAGCUCAGGAAGCUGCUGACAAGGUGGAAAAAGAGAUUGAUGCUAUUGAAGAGGAGGAUCUCAAACACGACGAAUUAUAG
Messenger RNA from Lachancea dasiensis, 1569 nucleotides. Lineage: Eukaryota; Fungi; Ascomycota; Saccharomycetes; Saccharomycetales; Saccharomycetaceae. The record is from the annotation of a GenBank genome assembly.